Molecule: messenger RNA, 2549 nt
Organism: Linum trigynum
Lineage: Eukaryota; Viridiplantae; Streptophyta; Magnoliopsida; Malpighiales; Linaceae
Source: the annotation of a GenBank genome assembly
AAUCACAAGUAGAAAAAUAAUUAUUUGGUGUUGUUAGAAGUGUCAUAAAGAUAUAUAUGUAAUUACUAAUAUAAGUAAAAAUAGACAAAGAAUUAAACAAAGGCAAAUCACACUCGCUAUACUUUCAAUUUUCUUUUCCCCCCUAUUUGUUACUUUUCUCAAACAUUAUUGGUUAAUACUCUCUUCCCCGGUCCAAUUUUCACCUUCUUAUUCAUUCUCUCUUUUGUUUUCGUCCUUUUCAUUAAACACGAAUACGAGCAUGGCACGAGCACGAAUAGGCACGACACGAUUCGAACCGUGCCCGGGCCUGGGCCGGGCCUAGCAAAGUUGACAAAUGGGCUUGCAUGGCAUGGCAUGAAAACUGACGGGCCGUGCCAAGCACGACACAAAAUAAAUGGGCCCGAAGCGUGCCCAUGCCGUGCCGGCCCAAGCACGGCCCAACGCCCAUGUACAAUCAAGAGUGUCUCAUUGGCGACUCUCAUCACUAUCCCCUUCCCGAAAGCAAGUUUGAAGACCAAGUCAUUAGUGUGGAGGAUCAAAAGAAUCCCUUCUAUGAUCUUGCGUGGCAUCUUGCCCUCAAAACCGGGCUUGAAGACAUGGAUGGGAAGGUGAGAGAAGAGGUUGUGGAAGAGGAAGUGAAAAUUGAAGAAAGGGAAGAUCUUGAUUGUUCCCAAGGGGAGGAAGAAAGUGAAUAAGAUGGAAGGGAGGUUGAGGAAGAAGUAGAAGGAGCAAGUGAGGUCCAAGAUGAGUACGAGUCCGUUGUGGAUGAAGAAUCCACAAGUUACAAGAGCUACAUAAGCUUUCCACCCGACCUCGAUGCACUUUUGGAGAAGGACCCAUUUAAGGGCUUUUGCCAAGCCAAGGUCAAACCAUCGGUGAUCCCUCUUGGCGGAUGCGAUGGAAGUCAAUCGAUGAUGGACUACAUGGUGUGGGGCAAAGAGAAAGAAUAAGAAAAGAAGAAGGAGAGGUCUCGAGGGUGGAGGUUUCAUCUCAAUCAAGUUCAUGAGUCAUCAUCAAAUGUCAUUCCAUAUGAUCAUGACUUGAGGCUCCAACUCGAAGACGAGAACCUCAACUUCAAGGAGGUUUUUGGAUAGACUGAAGCUUGAGGAGCAACCUUCCAGCUUAUGAGGUAAAAGUAGCGCUUGUUGGGAGGCAACCCAACGAAGGGUUGUGUUUGUUUUAUGUUAAGUACUAAUAUUGUGUAAUAACCUCGCCUUGUGCGAGUAUGUGUGUGUUUUCUUUUGUUUUUGUCUCCUUGAAGCUCUCCCCUCUUCAUCUCCGGCCCAAUUGAGUCCCGACUUUCACUCGCCAAGCUAUGCGAUAACAUCGUUCUACACCUUAUUUAGGCCAUUGAAGGCAAUGUCGAGUUUAUGUGUGUGUUGGGGGGGGGGGGUAGUCUAUCUAUUAAGCUUGUGUGUGUGUGUGUGUGUGUGUGUGUGUGUGUGUGUGUGUGUGUGUUAUUGAUUGCUUGGAGUUUAGAUGUAUGCCCAAAUUUUAAAAUUUUGAGGGCUCCAACCAUUGCAUGUUCAUUGUGGCCAAUUGUUGGAGGAUCUCUUGUUUAUAGGCAUUGACCUUGGAUUGUUUACUUGUGAUCAAGUGCAUCCUAUUAUGAUGAUUGAGAAUUGCAUUAGAUUGGUGCAAAUGUUUAGUUCUCAUAUGUGUGCAAAUGAAUGGAUAUCUUGACUUGAUUACUCCUGCAUUACAAUUGCCAUGCAUUGAUUUUGUGAAAUUGGAUUAGACAAAUUAGGUGAUUAGGUAGACAUGUGAGUUUUGUGUCAAUCGUCUUUUUCUCAUGUGAUAGAUCCCUCUCGCCAUGGUGUGUUACAUUCACCAUUGUCACUAGUGAGUAUGAUAGAGGAAUAGUAUUAGUCCACACCCAAAAGUUGAUUGUCUAGAAAUACUUUAUCUCUUAGUCAACUGAUAUUCGACUGUAACAUAUGGAAUUCUUGUGCUUUAUGUGGCUAUCCUAUGAUAUGUUUAAGUCGAUUGAUGCUAUUUUAGAGAAAAUUAAUCUGGAAUGGUUGAAAAGCCAUUACCAUCUUGUGUUGGAAUUUUGGUGUAUUUUAGGUGAAGAAAUAGACAAAAGGCACAGGUGACCCUCCAAGGCAGAAGAUGGCGGGAACGAAUUGGAUCAAUGUCUCUUCCACAACAAAAAUUGGGCUCAAGCACAAUUGAUGGAGGCAAUUCCAUGUUUUCUAGUGGACAAUGGACGAAAAUUGGUGGAGGGCAUAAGAGGCCAUUUUAACACUUUCCUGGACCAAGUUGUUUGGCCUGUAGCAUUGGAAUGUUUUGGCCCAUCUUCCUUGUCUGUAGUGGAAUUAAUUGGACAGGAGGGCUUGAAGGGGAAAAAAUGAGGCGGACAAGGGGAAUUUUGGGAGAAAAUUCUCUAUGGGAGGAGGCAGCUUGGAGACGGAAUGAAGGGGAGCGGCGGCGGAAUUUUGGGACGGAACUAAUUUUGCGAGGAAGGAAAUUCUUGGGACAGAGAAUUGUGGACGGGGACAAGGAAUUCUUGGCGAGGGUUUCUUUUUGGAUAAAAAGGAGCAGGGCGC